Molecule: messenger RNA, 2193 nt
Organism: Linnemannia hyalina
Lineage: Eukaryota; Fungi; Mortierellomycota; Mortierellomycetes; Mortierellales; Mortierellaceae
Source: the annotation of a GenBank genome assembly
AUGAAGUUUGGUGACAACCUCGAAGAUUCCACCUACGAACCAUGGAAGGACAACUAUGUCCAGUACAACGCCCUCAAGAGGCAGCUCGAACAAGGCCUCAACGGACACAAUGGCUGGACUGAGCGUGACGAGGGAAUCUUUGGUCAGACCCUCGACAGUGAUCUCACAAAGAUCUAUGCGUUUGUGAACUCCAAGUUUGAAGAGUUGCAGGAGCGCACCACCAAGGCAGAGCUGAGGGUGGCGACCUUCCAGGAGGCCUAUAACCAAAAGGCUCUCGAUUCCUUGACAGCUGCCAUCACUGAGAUCACGGAUGAGGUCAACCAGCUGUCGAAGUACUGCAGAACUAACUAUGCCGGAUUCCUCAAGAUCGUCAAAAAGCACGACAAAAAUGUCCCUUACAAGUUGAGGCCAGUGUUCAUGGUCCAGCUCAAGUCGCGCGCGUUCUACAAUGUCAACUUUGAUUCGCUCGUCGUCCGCCUCUCCAAGCUCUACCACACCAUCGGAGCAGAGUCCCUGGCCUUUGGCACCCCCAUCACCCCCUCGACUCUCACAGGAAUGAUCAACCAGCAGGGCCUCGACCGCAGGUCGUUCAAGUUCUGGGUCCACCCCGACAACGUCAUGGAGGUCAAAACCACCGUCCUCAAGCACUUACCCGUCAUUCUGUACACCCCUCGCGGACCUGGACCCAACAACUCAGAGUCUCUCGAUCCCUCGCUCUCCUCCGUCUACCUUGACAACUCUUCAUUCGACCUCUACAACACCAAGCUGGAGCGGAAGGAAGGAGCGCAGGCCAUCCGACUUCGCUGGUACGGCAACCCCUCCAACAACGAGAUCAUUAUUGAGCGCAAGAUUCACCACGAGAUCAACAAGCUGGGAGAGUACCACGAUCGCUUCUCUAUCAAGGAAAAGUACGUCGACGCCUUCUUGAAGGGCACUUACACCUUGGAUCGUCAGGUCGCCAAGCUGAAGGAGCAGGGAGUCAAGUCACCAGCCGAGAUUGAGCAAUUCCAGGAGCUGGUGAAGGAUGUCCAAAAGAGCAUUGUCGACAUGAAGCUUCGCCCCGUUUUGAGAACCGUUUACAACAGAACCGCUUUCCAGAUCCCCGGCGACAACCGCGUCCGUCUCUCGCUCGAUGCCGAUCUGUGCAUGAUCCGCGAGGACAACUUGGAUGGCGUGACUCGUUCCGGAAACCACUGGCGUCGCAUGGAUGUCGAAUACCCCGUCGGAACCAAGACUGCACACGAGCACGAUAUGACCCGAUUCAACUAUGCCAUUCUCGAGGUCAAGCUAGAGUUGCCUCCCAACAAGGCCACCCCUGCCUGGGUUGAAGAAUUGAUGAACAGCCAUUUGGUCGAGUCGGCCGAAUCCUUCUCAAAGUACGUCCACGGUGUUGCUGUCUUGCUGGAGAGUCACGUCGCCCUUCUUCCCUUCUGGCUGGCACAGCUCGAGAAGGACUCUGGUCGUACUCCCGAUUCCAUGCGUGGUCAACUGUCGUCCGACACCCCCACGAUCAGCAGAGCUCACUCGACUGCCGAGAUCGAUAGUAUCAACAGUCGCCGUUCAUCGGUCGUCUCAAGAGCCGAGUCCGAGCACGGACCUGCUCUGUCCAAGGGCAAGAAUCGCUCUAUGGAUGUCGUUGUUGAUAACAACUAUGGUGGACCUUAUGGAACCAGCUCCCGUCCAGGAUCGUUCCGGGCGAGCAGUAUCAAGAAGGGUUUCGGAUUCAAGGGUUUGGGCGGUGUGUUUAAAAUGUCCAAAGGCAAGGAUUCGCGUGAGUCCAGCCCAUUAUUGGGACCCACCCAGGCCGAUGACGCAAUCCCUCAGAUCAGGAUUAUCCCACCCAAACCCAAGAAGGUUGCUGGUGUGUUGAAGGUCGAGGCCAAAGUCUUCUUUGCUAACGAGCGUACGUUCCUUAAGUGGAUGAACUUUGCUGUUCUUUUGGGCACUCUCGGUGUCGGUCUCUUCAACGCUGGAGACAACAUUGGACGCUUUGCCGGUAUCCUUUUGGCCGUCACGGCUCUCUUGACACUUGUCUACUCUAUCUGGCUCUACGAGAGACGUCUCACCAUGUUGCGUAACAGGGAUCCCGGUCCCUACGAUGAACCUGUCAUGCCUACGUUAAUGUGUGUCUGCUUGCUGACAGCCAUCUCCCUCAACUUUUACUUGAAGUCCAACGUCAAGUCGAAGCCAUGA